AUGGCCACUCUUACAGAAAUCGCACCUCCUGUUGUAACUCAUGAGAGAGAGGUUCAACUGGGGAUAACAAGUCAAGUUGAACAGCAACUACAGCUCAAGUUGUCUGACCUCCGAACGGCGCAGGCGGAGGUACAGCAGCGAUUCCUAACGAUCAUCGCAUCUUUUCAGACAUUCAACCCUAUUCUAUCAAAGCUCAAGGAUGAAGAACGGCUCUCUCAUACUCAAGCGCAGAAGAUUUCCACGCUGGAGGCGGAGGUCAGGGAGAAGAGGCAGAAGAUUACCGAGUUGGAGCAACGAGACCAACGAAAGACUUCCGAGAUGCGGUCUCUAGCCGAUCAUCUGCUCACCGUGACGCAGAAAUAUCAGACCGAGCAGUCGAAUCUUGGCACACUGAAGACCGUCUGUUCAGACUGGCAGUCAAUGUACUCAAGACUACAGAAGGAGAUCGGUGAAGUCGAAGACCGACUCAACAGGCAAAAGCGAGAAACAACCGAUGUCCAAACAAGGUAUGAAGUCCGCCUCGCCAAUCAGCGCGAGACCUCCAAUGACAAGAUAGGAGGUCUAAAGAAAGAGCUAGUCGACCUCAGGCACGACAUAAAACGGGAGCGAGAUAAAAAGGUGGACCUGGAAAUAACGAUAGAAAAGCUCAACGUCGGGAUCAAGAAGCGGGAGGAGGACUCUGAGCGGGAGCUGCAGGAGUUACACUCUAGACUCCGUGAUGCAGAGCGAGCAAGGGACGACGCAAAAAGAGAAAUAUAUAAACUCAAAGAUAGGCUAGAUGCGGAUAAUGCAAAAUUUCAUGCAAAGGCAGGCCUUUGCGAACGAAUGACAUCUGAAAGAGAGGACACUCGUACUCAGUUAAAAGCGCUCGAGGCAUUCAUACGAGAAGAGUUUCCGACAACUGGGACAAAUUUUAGCAAUUCUGGAGAGGACCAAAGUCACCCGGAAGCGGAUAGAAUCGCGAAGAUUGGAAAAUGCCUUGAAGAAAUAUUCCAAGAUCUCAAAUCGUCCCAAGACCAAACUUUGACUCGACAUAGGCUCAUGAUGAAGAGGAUUCGAAGCCAGCUUAAAGAAUCCGAAGAUUCUUGUUCCAAAGGUAAACGGCGACAGAGAACGCUCAGGCGACAAGUUGUAGCCUACGCUAGUCGUUGUCAAGAACUGCAAAAGGCUGCUGAUGAAGCGUGUUGCGUAUCGAGAUCAGAGAUAGAGAUGGCUGAAAGAAGGGUCUCUGAACUGGAACGCCACGAGGAAAGAAGAGAAAAUGAGGUGAAGUCUUUGGAGCAAAAGGCCUUUGAAGCCCUGACGGAAUUAGAGGAGAGGACGAAUGGGGCAAUCGAUGAGGCACAUUUAUCCGUUCUCCGGCUACAGCUUCGAACUUCUGCCAAGCUAUACUCGAUUAAGCGCCGUCACGAGUCGGAAAUCGAGAACAAGGAUCAACAGAUAGCCGCAUUGCACACCAUUGUAGACGCUCAAACCCAGUGCCUUGAUAAAUUCGCUGGAGCCUCCACGGAAGCUAAAGGAGCUGCGGAGAGUCCUACCACUAGGAUUGAAAGGGAGAAAGUAACUAGCUUGACGAUACGCUUACCGAAUCCCAACUCAUUCAGAGCUCGUCAGGAAGGUAACAUGUCUAACGAGAGUUCGCCUACCAAGUCUGGGGGUGCUCCUUCCAUCAGUACCUCGGCCACCUUUAGCGCUUCUGCUUUGGCAAAUGCGAACCAGCCUGGGUCUGUUAUAGAGUUGAACCAAUUGACAUCGACAGCUGCUAGUCACGGCGCGGCAUUGACUGAGGCCCCUUACUUUGGAAGUACUAGGCCCUCCAAUUACUCAGAUCAGGCGAGGAAGUCCACACACGAGAAAGGAGUAUCUACAGUGGAGAAUGACCUAGUAGCCGGAACUCAGGCUAUACCCUUAGUCUCUCAGGUACCUACGACGACCGGAACUGCAUCCAACCUGGCUGAAUACGAGACUUCCAAGAAUUCUGUCGGCUCGCACGAGGCACGUUUGAAAGCUGUAGAGGACCGACUCCGCGCCGCGGAGAGACGCCUCCGUGACGCAGUCAUAGAAAACCUAGAGCUUAAAGACAAGAUGGAGGUCGUCGAUGGACUUGAGGAAUCGCUUCGGUCAACAAAAAAGCAGCUGAAGAAUACGGAAGAAAAACUUAGGGCUGCGAUUGAUGAGAACUCGGAUUUACGUAAACGGAUGUACAGGUAA
Molecule: messenger RNA, 2211 nt
Organism: Acaulospora colombiana
Lineage: Eukaryota; Fungi; Glomeromycota; Glomeromycetes; Diversisporales; Acaulosporaceae
Source: the annotation of a GenBank genome assembly